CAACCAGGCAGAGGCACCCCACCCCCACAAGUCCCUGUACAUAUUCGUUCAGUUUCAGCUCUUCCUGCUCCGCUCUUGGCCAUCACCUCUCCCGUCUCACCCCGCACGCACAAGCCAGAGCGCACACAAGCAGCAAGCGAAAGCCCGGCCAGGCGGGGAGGGCGAUGAAGCGCGUGGUGGGGAGCCCAGGGACAUGGAGCGGCAUGGCGCUGCGUGUCUCGCAGUGCGUCUUCGCCGCCGCGUCCGCCGCCGCCAUGUCCUCCGCCUUCGGCUCCCUCAACUACAGCGCCUACUUCUACCUGGAUACAGCGUUGGUCCUGCAGUUUCUGUGGAGCAUGGGCUUUGCUUGCCAGGACAUCUUUGCUUUGAGGAACAAAAAGGAUCUUCACGCUGAGCCGGAACUUGUACUGCUCCGUGUCAUCGGCGACUGGGUCCUCGCGAUUCUCAUGUUCUCGGGAUCCUGCGCCGCGGCCAGCGUGACCAUCUUCUUCAUCAAGGACGUGAAGUUCUGCGCCGAGUACCGGCGGCUGCCCUGCGGCCAGUUCGAGCUCUCGGUCGCCCUCGCGUUCAUCACGUGGUCAUUGCAAGCCGCGUCUUCUUUCUCCGGGCUCUGGCUUGUGGUCUCCUUCUUCUAGAAUCACCGUCACGUCCUCCCAAUUGUCACUCAGGAGGGUAAAUCAGUUCAGUUGCGAUGUGCUCUGGGCACACUUUGUUAUGUUUCAGUUAUAGCCACGCAUACUUCACCACCUGUUACAUAGAUUGCCUAUUUGAUAGCUCAUCUUUGUGUGCCGUUUCUUUGUGAAUUCUGGAGUGUUAAAACAUAUUCCCUUCUCUGUUAA
Molecule: messenger RNA, 839 nt
Organism: Triticum dicoccoides
Lineage: Eukaryota; Viridiplantae; Streptophyta; Magnoliopsida; Poales; Poaceae
Product: CASP-like protein 5B3
Exons: 3
Coding region: 165-635 (156 amino acids)
Cellular component (GO): membrane
Source: RefSeq, a predicted model, not a curated record